UCAUUUGCCGUUUAUUUUUUUUACUAUUCGCUUUCCAUCUCACUCUUACUCUUUCGGUUAGUCAUCAGUGUGUGAGAGUGUGUAUAUAGUUUUCAAUCGGCGCACUUAGGUUAUGGUGUUGGAUAAUUUGAAUUGUGUUUUGUUUUCGGAACGAAAAUGAAUUUGAUUAAGUUGACAAACAAUUUGAAAUUACAUCAUGGACUGGUACAAUCUGGCAGAUGGAAUUCCACAUCGGAGAUUCUACGAUCAGGUAAAUACAAAAGUGUCGUUGGUGUCGAGGUGCAUGCACAAAUUUUAUCAAAUAGCAAACUCUUUUCGGCCGCACCAAAUAAUCCAACGGCACCAGCAAAUACAGCCGUUUCCCUGUUUGAUGCAGCGACACCAGGAACAUUACCGCGAAUAAAUCGUCAGUGUGUCGAAUCAGCUGUGAGAACGGCCACUGUCUUAAAUUGUGAACUCAAUCAAAUUUCAAUGUUCGAUCGAAAGCAUUAUUUUUACGCCGAUUCACCGGCUGGAUAUCAGAUCACACAACAACGUUUGCCACUUGCUGUGAACGGUCAAAUUACAUUCUUCGUAUCAAAUGUAAAAAAACCAUAUUUGAAAUCGUCAAAAAUACAUCAAAUCCAACUGGAACAAGACAGUGGAAAAUCAAUUCAUUUUCCCGGAACGCGAACGAGUCUUUUGGAUUUGAAUCGAGCCGGUGUUCCGUUAAUGGAACUUGUAUUUGAACCGGAUCUAUCAACGGGCGAAGAGGCUGCAUCAUUAUUAAAAGAAUUGUCAUUAAUAUUAACACGAUUGGGUGUUUGCUCCUGUAAGCCCGGUGCUUUGCGUUGUGAUGCAAAUAUUUCGAUUCAUCGGCCCGGCGAACCAUUCGGAAUUCGCAGCGAAGUAAAAAACAUUGCAUCGGUUCGUGGUGUGGCCAAAGCAAUUGAAUAUGAAAUUUCAAGGCACAUACAAGUCAUUGAAAGUGGCGGAAAAAUAGUGAAUGAAACAAGAUCAUGGGAUGACGAGACCGGUACAACAAUUUCAAUGCGUGACAAAGAAGUUGUACAGGAUUAUCGAUUUAUGCCCGAACCAAAUCUACCACCAUUGAAUUUAGAUUCAAUUGACAUGGACGCUAUACGCGAUAGCAUACCAGAAAUGCCGGAUUUGACAAGAGAAACACUCAGUGGCUAUAAUCUACAGCAACAAGAAAUUGAAAUCAUGGUGAAAUACGCAAAUUUACUAAACUUAUUCUUAAGUGUGAUGCAGAAGGAUUCGAGCGAAAGUAUGAUUAAAAUUGCCACAACAUUACUAAAAUACCAAGUGCUCGGCGCAUGCAAUAAAUUAAAAAUCAAACCACAGGAUUGCUCAUUGACCGAUGAAAAUUUCACAGAGGUUAUUGAAAUGAUACAAGCAGAUGUUAUAAAUACCGCCAUUUCUAAAAAUAUCAUCUUUGAAGUGAUUAAGAAUCCAAAGAUUUCAGCAAGACAGUUUGUAGAAGAGAAUAAUCUAAAAGUGAUCAGAGAUCCGACAGAGCUUCGACAACUAUGUAAAUUAGUGAUCGAUAAAUAUGAUAAAGUAACGAAAAAGGCAAGACGUAGAAAGGAGGGUGAAUUUGAAAAAUUGGUAAAAGCACUCAUGAAGGAAUCAAAUGAUCGGGCUGAUAUUUCACUAUCCAGACCAAUUUUACAAGAGCUACUAAAAUCCAAUUGAAUAAUUUCACUAUUUAUAUUUGUAUUAACCGCGACAUCUGUCAAAGUUCUUUCCAAUUUAUUAUGUGCAAACCUAACCUCACCAAAACUAGCAGCAGUCAAAGUCAACAACAUUCAAGAAUUUCAAAAUAAAUUUUUUAUUGAACAACAAUACAAAUUA
Messenger RNA from Contarinia nasturtii (swede midge), 1854 nucleotides. It is a transcript of the gene GatB, whose product is annotated as glutamyl-tRNA(Gln) amidotransferase subunit B, mitochondrial. Gene Ontology annotation, molecular function: glutaminyl-tRNA synthase (glutamine-hydrolyzing) activity. The transcript is spliced from 8 exons. The record is from RefSeq and is a predicted model, not a curated record. The coding region runs from base 157 to 1695 and encodes 512 amino acids. Gene Ontology annotation, biological process: mitochondrial translation; glutaminyl-tRNAGln biosynthesis via transamidation. NCBI's taxonomy places the organism in Eukaryota, Metazoa, Arthropoda, Insecta, Diptera, Cecidomyiidae.